Molecule: messenger RNA, 787 nt
Organism: Lycium barbarum (goji berry)
Lineage: Eukaryota; Viridiplantae; Streptophyta; Magnoliopsida; Solanales; Solanaceae
Product: protein S40-7-like
Exons: 3
Coding region: 56-760 (234 amino acids)
Source: RefSeq, a predicted model, not a curated record
AACUCUUUAUGUAAUAUCGAGAGGUUUCAUUAACGGCAGUGGAGUGACGGUGUGGAUGGAGCAAAACGGCGUCGUAAGGUUUCGGCACCGUCGAUCGCCGUCCUCCGAUCGAUUUCUCGGCGUAUUCUCUCCCCCUCAAACUGAUAGCGGUGGUGAUGAGCUUAACGAAGAUGAAGUUUUCUGGACCGGACAAGACUUCACUGAACCGGCGCUUCACCGCCACUCUACUACCUUCCGUGAACCGGAGAAAUUCGGUAUUUUAGCUGCAUUGCCUGAGGAUCACCGGACAGUUAACCGUCCCGUUGUUUACCGGAAACCUUCCAUAACUUCCUCCCCUACCGGUACAAAACUGUUUCAUUCACCGCCGAUUUCGCCUUCGCCUUCACCAGCGAUGCCUUUUGCGCGAGUGAUUCCCAAGCCUCCAUUGGAUAGAGAACGUGGCUAUAACCGUAAUUAUUCACAGACAAUGCCGGCGAGGAAGUUCCAACACUCGGCGCCAGUGAACGUGCCGAUGAUGCCGAAGAAGGCGCCGAGAACAGGUGAGAUGGUUGAUGUGGAAAUCGAUGAUGAUGAGGAGGGAGAUGAUGAGAUGCUUCCGCCACAUGAGAUUGUAGCUAGAGGAGGAUCAUCUAGAUCACCUAAAACCACGUUUUCUGUGCUCGAAGGCGUGGGAAGAACACUCAAAGGGAGAGAUCUUCGUCGAGUUCGCAAUGCCGUUUUCCGCCAAACAGUUUCGGCAAUGGAGAUCAAGAGAAUUUAAAUGCAAGAUAGUUUUGUUAGAUUGUUA